UGUGUCGGGUUAAUGAUAUAUCGGCCGUUACAGAAUACAGACGGAUCCUGCGUCCCCUUAAAGCAUCUUUUGUCGGCUGCCGCCGAGCGCGAAACUAUAAACGCAGGUCGAGUUUUGACUGUAAGAAGGCACGCUGCGAGCGAUGUUGACUAUCUCUGUUUCGGGCACAUCUGCGUGUUUAGGAUUUUUCUGUCAAACCUGCAUUUCUUUCCGUACCCUCUGUGUUUGUUUUGUGUGCUAAAGUUGCUGUUCGGCCCUCGCCUAAGUGACCUGCAAACUUAGAAAGGUUCUUUGGUUCUCAUUACUCCUUGAAACAUGCCACAAGAGCUUCCGGGCUACUAUUAUGAUCCGGAGAAGAACAGGUACUUUCUUCUCAAAGGUCCAAUACCCGGCUCUACUCGUAAUUCAUCUGCUGCUACUGCCUCUUCAUCAAAUAUUGAUAAACCCAAUCAGGUGAGUGAAAAAUUGAACAUAGCUAGGAAAAAGGGAAAAACAACUGCAAAGCUGAUUCAUGCUAGGGAAUUGUAUGGUAAAGUACUCACUUUCAACAAGAGAAAGUGUAACUUUCAGCAGGAGUACGUAAAGAUACAAGUGUCAAAACCUACGGUUUGGAAAUACCAGAACACAGAUAGGAUUGCCGAUGGUGCUUUGGAGCAGUUGCAUAUUAACUUACAAACACUGGAAGGAGAAAAUGAAGCAGAUGUGUUAGUGACGGGAAGUAUGAAUGGCUGCUUGAGUCUUUUUGAAGUAGGAAAAGUUGGACAACAUUCUGAUUACGGGGUGAAAUGCAUGCCAGAUCGUGUCUGGCCUCUCACCACAGAAAACCAAGCAGAAUGCAGUAAAGUACAAGGAGACAUUUGGAGGCCCACAGGAGCUUCAGCACUUCUUGAUGGCAUAUCCUGCAUAAAGAGAAUUGGAAAGCACUCUUCACCCAUACAGCAUGUGUUGAUAGCCACUCUGGGGUCAGAAACGUUGGGGGGAGCUUUGUACGAUCUGAACCUUGAGACAUUGGAUUUCAAUCCAAGAACAUCAAUUCUCAGGAGGAUUUCUUUGGUUGCUCCAUUGAAUUGUACAAUAUGGACUGCUGAUUGCAACUCAAGUGGGACCCAAGCCAUAGUUGGAACCAACUUGGGAGCUGCCUUGGUGAAUCUAGAAACUGGAGUGCAAUCCUGGGUGUGCCGUAGUAAGAGUGAUGUCCUUUCACAACAAUUUGAUCAUUCGGGAAAUGUUGUUUUAUGCGGACUAAGGAAUGGAGCAAUUGUAACAGUAGAUGUUCGCCAGAGACAGCAGGGGUUGUCAGCUAGACUUCCUAAACAUCGAGUUCCUUACCCUUCAUAUAAAACUCAACAGUCUUCAAGAAAAAAUGUCAAGAAUCUGACUCAUCAAUGUUUCGAGCUUAAAGGAAACAUAGAUCCCUCUUGUACCAUCUUUAUGCCGUCGUCUAUUUCCAGUUUGGUUUAUCUUCAAUCCUAUGAUCAGUACUUCUUGGCAAGCUCCAUGGAUGGAUUGAUAAAACUCUAUGAUCAUCGCAUGAUCCAAAGAGGAGCUGUCCAAUUGUAUGAAGGGCAUGUAAAUUCCCACAGCCGUAUACAGCUUGGAGUUGAUCCAUCCGAGAGCUUUGUUAUUUCAGGUGGAGAAAAUGGCAAUGUAUGCAUUUGGAGCAUCAAGAGUGGUCAACUUCUCUUUGGGACUAAAAUAUCAAAUUCUGUUCCCUCAACAGUAUGCUGUGCAGAACUGCAUGGACUACCUGAUGGAAGAAACAACUCUUGGGGGACAUGGCUUGGUUCACAUGAAGGACUAUAUUUCAUGGGGCUUAAUUUGUCUUGAGGUAAAAAUGUUUGAAAGUGGAUAAACAGUGUGAUGUCUUUCCAUUCCUGGGCAAGAUCCUUAUAAACAGGUGUGGCUCCUAGCCUGUUAAAUGAAUGAAAGCAAAAUGCAAGUAGCAGUAUUUACAGUGCAGGACGUCCAAUUUUGAAUCAAUCAACUAGGUAAUGUCCAGCUCCCCGUGCCUGUUUGUAAGAGGCAAUGUCAUGUGUUACAUUUGAAUUUUAUGCAUCUUUU
This is a messenger RNA of Telopea speciosissima, 2061 nucleotides long. RefSeq names its product DDB1- and CUL4-associated factor 4. Lineage: Eukaryota; Viridiplantae; Streptophyta; Magnoliopsida; Proteales; Proteaceae. Gene Ontology annotation, molecular function: protein binding. The transcript has 12 exons. The record is from RefSeq and is a predicted model, not a curated record. The coding region runs from base 316 to 1827 and encodes 503 amino acids.